Molecule: messenger RNA, 885 nt
Organism: Fonsecaea erecta
Lineage: Eukaryota; Fungi; Ascomycota; Eurotiomycetes; Chaetothyriales; Herpotrichiellaceae
Exons: 4
Coding region: 1-885 (294 amino acids)
Biological process (GO): spliceosomal snRNP assembly
Cellular component (GO): SMN complex
Molecular function (GO): protein binding; RNA binding
Source: RefSeq, a predicted model, not a curated record
AUGCUGAGAGAUGGCAUGACAGGAGAUUGGAUUGGGACAUUCAUUGGACACAAAGGCGCCGUUUGGUCGUCAAGACUGUCUUCCGAUGCUAGAAUUGCCGCAACUGGAUCCGCAGAUUUCUCCGCGAGAAUCUGGGAUCCCCAGACUGGGGAGUGUUUGUACGUCUUGACACACAACCACAUCGUUCGUGCCGUCGCAUUUCCAAUACAGACUAAUCCACAAUGUGUGGCUACCGGCGCGCAAGACAAGUCCCUCAAGAUCUUUGAUCUCAGUCGAGGUGGCAGUGCUGCUUCACCCGACCAGGUCAAUGGCGCCUCUCCUGUCACCGCGACUACCACCUCCGAAGGGCAUGAGAUUGGAGCGGGCCAACAUGGAGGCAGCAUUAAAUCAAUUGUGUGGAAUGUUGACUACAAUAUUCUCACUACUGCUUGCGAGGACAAGACUCUUCGGUGGUGGGACUUGAGGGUCCAACGCAUGAUCGCCAGCGUCAAGACCGAGCGUGACAUUACAUCCUGCGAGCUCUCCACAAACAAAGCGGAAGACAGCAAUCCUGGAAUUCUUAGUGUGGCGGCUGGACAUUCCUGUCUCUUUUAUGACGCUGGGAGACCUGGCGAGCUUAUCAAGCAAGUUAAUUUCGACCACGAAGUCGCCAGUGUGGCCAUCAAUCCUGCAACUGGACGCUUUGUGACUGGUGGCAGGAAGGACACAUGGGUCCGGGUAUGGGAUUUUGGGCAGGAAAAAGAGCUUGAGGUUCUCAAAGGCCAUCAUGGGCCUAUCUGGUCAACCGCAUUCUCUCCUGACGGCAAGAUCUAUGCGACCGGAAGUGAAGAUGGCACAAUCAAGUUGUGGAAGGCUUGUAAGGAGCCGUACGGUCUCUGGCGCUGA